AUGCCGGGCACAAAACGGUUUCAACAUGUGAUUGAGACCCCAGAGCCUGGCAAGUGGGAGUUGUCUGGGAAUGAGGCAGCCCUGCCAAUCACAGAGAAGUCAAACCCACUGACCCAGGACCUGGACAAAGCAGAUGCCGAGCAAAUUGUUAGACUGCUGGGACAAUGUGAUGCUGAGAUCUUCCAGGAGGAGGGGCAAGUCAUGCCCACAUACCAGCGACUGUAUAGUGAAUUGAUUCUGACCACCAUGGUACAAGUGGCUGGCAAAGUUCAGGAAGUGCUGAAGGAGCCUGACAGGGGGCUGGUGGUGCUGAGCGGAGGGGGCACCUCUGGCAGGAUGGCAUUUCUCAUGUCGGUCUCCUUCAACCAGCUGAUGAAAGGUCUGGGACAGAAACCUCUUUACACCUACCUCAUUGCAGGGGGUGACAGGUCUGUGGUGGCAUCUAGGGAGGGGACAGAAGAUGGUGCCCUGCACGGGAUUGAGGAACUGAAGAAGGUGGCCGCUGGGAAGAAGAGGGUGAUUGUCAUUGGCAUUUCAGUGGGACUCUCUGCUCCCUUUGUGGCAGGCCAGAUAGAUUACUGCAUGGACAAUCCAGCCAUCUUUUUGCCAGUCCUGGUUGGUUUCAACCCCGUGAACAUGGCCAGAAAUGACCCCAUCGAAGACUGGAGUUCCACAUUCUGACAAAUAGCAGAGCGGAUGCAGAAACUGCAAGAGAAACAAGAAGCUUUUGUGCUCAAUUCUGCAAUUGGGCCCAAGGGCCUCAGUGGCUCAUCCCGGAUGAAAGGUGGAAGCGCAACCAAGAUCCUGCUGGAAACCCUGCUACUGGCAGCCCAUAAGACUGUGGACCGUGGCAUCGCAGCAUCUCAGAGGUGCCUUCUGGAAAUCCUGCGGACAUUUGAGCGGGCUCAUCAGGUGACCUAUAGUCAGAGCCCUAAGAUCGCUGCCCUGAUGAAGCAAGCCAGCACCAGCCUGGAGAAAAAAGGCCGAGUGUACCUGGUUGGCUGGCAGACCCUCGGCAUCAUUGCCAUCAUGGAUGGAGUGGAGUGCAUCCACACCUUUGGUGCUGACUUCCGAGAUGUCCAUGGCUUUCUCAUUGGUGAUCACAGUGAUACGUUUAACCAGAAGGCUGAGCUCAUCCACCAGGGUCCCCAAUUCUUCUUCUCCCAGGAGGGCUUCCUGACUUCCAUCUUGCCAUCCCUCACAGAAAUUGACACUGUGGCCUUCAUUUUUACCCUGGAUGGUGAGAGGGAAGACGGGAGCGGUGGGGUACCUGGGGAGCAAAAGCAAAGUUCUGACGAGCGCAAAACCGUUCUGCGCAAGAACUCAGAGAAGAAGUUCCAGCAUGAGCUAAGCACCAAGUGGGUGCUGAAUACCGUGAGUACAGGGGCCCAUGUGCUUCUUGGGAAGAUCCUCCAAAACCACAUGUUGGACUUCUGCAUUCGCAACUCCAAGCUCUUCUGGCGGGCGCUGGCCAUGCUGUAGCGGUUCUCUGGACAGCCCAAGGCUCGAUGCAUCGAGACCCUCCUCCAGGUGAUCCACUUCCCCCAACCACUGUCGGAUGACAUUCGGACUGCUCCCAUCUCCUUCCACAUCCAGGUUGCACACAAGAAGGAGCAGGUGAUCCCCAUAGGCUUGCUGAGCCUCCUAUUCCCGUGCUCCAUCCCUGAGGCGCAGGCGCAACUGGCGGCUGCUCUGUCUGUCUGUGAGGCUGUCAGGAGCGCCCUCACUGGGCCAGGUCGGAAGCGCGGUGCGGACCCCCUGGAAACCCUAGAGCCUGCCCUGCCCUGCACUGGUGUUUCUGGGCGCGAAGCCCACGGAGGCGUGUUGGGCUAG
Messenger RNA from Callorhinus ursinus (northern fur seal), 1833 nucleotides. Lineage: Eukaryota; Metazoa; Chordata; Mammalia; Carnivora; Otariidae. The record is from RefSeq and is a predicted model, not a curated record.